AGAACGCUUUAAUGUUUUUAAUCGGAUGAACUCAUAAUUUCAAAAAGUCCGCAUUAAAGCUACUAUUAUACACAACACAAUACAAAACGCACACCACGGAUACUGUGGAAUUAAAAUAUGAGGACCCCGCCCUCUUACUCACGAAGCCCCAGUGGCCUAAUGGAUAAGGCACUGGCCUCCUAAGCCAGGGAUUGUGGGUUCGAGUCCCAUCUGGGGUGGUUCAAAUUUUCGUUGUCGAAAAGCCACCAGACAGUAAAAUUGACUAGUUGUUCAUCGGCAUGAGAAGUCGCUUCACAUUUUUGGAAAAUGUGUGUGUAAGUAGAUGAGAGGCGGACAGAAGGUAGGAUACUAUCCGCUGACAUGGACCAGCGGAGAAUGGCACUCUGCGUACUGCUGAGCACUUUAGCUGUAACAGCGAAAUCCGCGACCGCUAAGGUGCAAACUUACCAUCUCCAAGAGGCCACCGUGCACUGGGAUGCUGCCCAGAAAAGUGUGAUCCUGAAGGAGGGGUUGAUGGAGACAGAGGGGGGAGCCUACGGGUACUUCAAUGACACUCUGCUCCUCUCAGGAUGGGGCAUCCUGGAGAUCAGUGCUGGACAUGGAGGAAUCUCUCAGGAAGAUGAGACCACCUUCUUCCUGGCUGGCUACCUGGAAGGUUACCUCACUGCUGGACAGAUGUUCAGUCAUUACUCCAACAUGUACCCUCAGCUUAUCAAGGAUGAAAAGGUCCUGAAUCCCUUGAAAAGUUUUUUGAGCAAACAAGACCAGUGGGCCAGAGAGCAGGUGAAGCUUAGGAGAAACAGCGAGCCCUUGUGGAAGCAUCUGGGACUGAUCCUGGCUCAGCUGGAUGGACUCCAUGCAGGAGCCGCACAGUGGGCCAAAAGCAAACACAGAGAGCCUCUAUCAGCGUUCACGGUCCAGUUCCUAAAUGGUGUUGGUGACCUCUUGGAUCUUGUCCCAGCUCUGACACCUCGCUCCAACUCCUCCGCGGGGUCCGGCUCGUUCAGGAUGCCUGGGAUGGGCCACUGCACAGCUCUCAUAAAGGUUCUGCCAGGCUUUGAGAACCUGCUAGUUGGCCACUCCAGCUGGUAUACUUAUGCAGCCACCAUGCGUAUCUAUAAACACUGGGACUUCAAGGUGUCCGACACGCGCGUCGCCACUGGAAGGAUGUCGUUCAGCAGCUACCCCGGCUUCCUGAUGUCUCUGGAUGACUUCUACCUACUCGGGAGCGGCCUGGUGAUGACUCAGACCUCCAUCGGCGUCUUCAACACCUCUCUGUUCUCUCAGCUCAGCCCUCACAGCCUGCUGGCCUGGCAGAGGGUCCGACUGGCUAACAGUCUGGCACGCAGCGGAGAGGAGUGGGCACAGGUUUUCUCCAAAUACAACUCAGGCACAUAUAACAGCCAGUACAUGGUGGUGGACCUGAGCAGGAUUUCUCUAAGUAAAAGCAUCAUGAAUGGAGCUCUGACUGUUGUAGAGCAGAUUCCCGAGAAAGUCAUGCACUCCGAUCAGACUCAAGCAUUACGCAGAGGUUAUUGGCCGUCAUACAAUAUACCAUUUCAUGCUGAAAUCUACAACCUGAGUGGCUACAGUGUGAUGUGGAAGAGAUACGGAGAGGACUUCUCCUAUGAUCUCUGUCCCCGAGCUAAAAUCCUCCGCAGGGACCAGGCCAAGGUGUCUGACCUCAGCUCCCUCAAACGCAUGAUGAGAUACAACAACUACAAGAAAGAUCCUUACUCAAAGGGUCACCCCUGUAAAACCAUCUGCUGCCGUAACGACCUGAGACCAAGGAGGCCACGACCUGGGGGCUGCUAUGAUACUAAGGUGACAGACUACCAGAUGGCUCUCCAGCUGGUCGCCGAGGCAAUAAAUGGCCCCACAACGCAGGGGGGUCUGCGUCCAUUCUCAUGGCAGUCCUUUAACUUUACAAUUCAUCAGGGACUCCCCCACACCUACAGCUUUCCCUUUGUCACCAUGAGGCCCAUGCUGUGCAAGCCCUAAGAACACAGAGAUGGAAGUUGCCAUGCAUCCACGUGGAACCGUGUUCUUGUUCAAAUCCACAAAUCCAGCAUCACAAGACUUCGUGAUGGUGCCGCUGAACAGAGAGUAAAAAAAUUGACAAUAUCGCCAACACCGAUGUUUUAUCAUUAAUUAAUUUAUUAAUCUAUUAAAACAUCAACCUAAAUAUGAUAGCUAAAUCGAGUGUAGUAGAUACUAGAUAGAGAUGCAGUUAGCGUUGAGUUUAUUUCUCAGCAUUUAUCCAUUAGUGACAGCGUUAUCACCAUGCACUCUGACCUGACAUGAGGACUGUGGACUUGUUUGCAGUAAUUUAACACACUGUGUUAAGGUUCCCACAAAGGUUUGGAUUUAAACCACCAGGAAAAUCCUAUUCACUUUGUAUUUAUUAUAUUUACAGUAUUUUUGUUAUUGAUUUAAACUAUGCAAUAUUUACUCAGGUUUACACAGUGUGGAAGAAAAUUAA
Archocentrus centrarchus (flier cichlid) is the source of this 2482-nucleotide messenger RNA. It is a transcript of the gene plbd1b, whose product is annotated as phospholipase B domain containing 1b. Gene Ontology annotation, biological process: phospholipid catabolic process. The record is from RefSeq and is a predicted model, not a curated record. NCBI's taxonomy places the organism in Eukaryota, Metazoa, Chordata, Actinopteri, Cichliformes, Cichlidae. Gene Ontology annotation, molecular function: glycerophospholipase activity. Bases 361 to 2001 code for a protein of 546 amino acids. Gene Ontology annotation, cellular component: extracellular region. The transcript has 11 exons.